AGUUCAGCGGUAUCGUGGAGUCAGACGAGCAGAACGACGACUCGGACAGCGAUCGGAGUGAUGACGCUAGCGACAUGGACGACGUGUACGUCGACUUAGCAAACACGUACAUUUCCAGAGGGCGUCGGACUCGCGUGAAGCUCGAGUGGUUGCUAUGGAAACGGCGGUACAUCGCGACGCAAGGCCCCACGCCGGCCACCCUGGACGCGUUCUGGCGCAUGAUCGUGCAGCACCGAGUGCACACUAUAGUCAUGAUUACCAACCUCGUGGAGCGGGGACGGCGCAAGUGCGACAUGUACUGGCCGGCGGGCGGCGCGGGCAGCUGCGCGGAGUUCGGCGGCGUGCGCGUGGCGCUGCUGCGCGAGGACGUGCGCGCCGCCUACACCGUGCGCGACAUGCGCGUCACCGACCUCGCGCGCGACUACCCGCCGCGACGUCGUCAAUAUCACUACACAGUGUGGCCUGACCACGGCACGCCGCGGCACCCCUUAGCCGUGCUGCCGUUUGUGACCGCCGCUCAACAUCCUGCCACCGUACUUGUGCAUUGCAGCGCUGGCGUCGGCCGCACCGGUACCUACAUAGUCCUCGACGCGCAACUCAACCAGUUGAAGUUGACGGGCACACUCUCACCUCUCGGUUAUCUUUGUCGAGCGAGAACACAACGAAACCACUUGGUACAGACAGAAGAACAAUACGUCUUCGUACACGACGCGUUACUGGAACACGUACGGUCAGGCAUCACCGAAGUGGAGUACCACAAAUGUCGGGAAUACUUGCAAAAGUUACUCGAAGAUAUAUCCGAAGAUGACCUGGCCGUGCUCGACCUGAACCCGCCCAAACGUAAGAGUAUCGAUGAUUUGACAGUCACUAACGGAGUCGAUGAAGCUUCCAGUGUGAAAUCGAGUCAAAUAUGCAGCGAUAAGGAAGUCGCUGAGAAUGGUAGUCAGUUAUCAAUAAAGACUGAUGAUAAUAGCGAGCAGAGUAAGUCUGCGAAUUCUGAAGCCCCCGAGGAGCAGAAGGAGGGGCUGGUGAAUGGCGAGGACGCGGAGGGAGUGUAUGACUUGGCACCAAGGAGUACUGAUACGUAUACGAAGAAGAUGGCCGCGUAUAAUAAUAUGAGUGAAGUUGAGAAGGAGGAAUUGAGAAGAGCAAACCGAGCGGAAAACUACGCGCUGUUGGAACGGAUGCGCUCGUUCGCGAACCGACACAAUACAUACCAAGGUCCACCGCCAGUUAACUUGCUAGAGAAACAGUUUUUGUUAAUAACGCGUUCGUGCGUGGACGCCAGUGUGUGCGCACGCGCACCGCACAACGCCGAGAAGAACCGUCCCGACGGCGUACUACCAUCGGACACAGCGCGGGUCAUGCUCGUACCCAAACCGGGAGUCGAAGGCAGCGAGUACGUGAACGCGUCGUGGGUGUGCGGGCGGCGACGCCUGCGCGAGUUCGCGGUGGCGCAGCACCCGCCGCACGCGCACGCCGCCGGCGACCUGUGGCGCCUGCUGUGGGACCACACCGCGCAGCUCGUGCUCGCGCUCGCGCCCGACGACGACCCGGAAUGUGAAGUAUUCUGGCCGACGGAAGAUGAAAAGGAGUUGUUUGUAGCCAACUUCAGAGCCAGCUUUGUGUCCAAAGAUACGUACGUCGCCUACCGGAAGUCCGACAAACCUGACCGAAGAUCACCGGUUACGCCGAUGGAACCGGAGACAAACGGCUACCGACGACAGGAGAGCGACUGCGCUGACGAUGAGAGGCUCAUACCGGAGAACAGUUCGCCAGUAAGCACAACAGAGCCAGCGUAUCGAUUCGACAGAACCGAGCUUAGGUUAGAACGGCUAAGCGCCGGCAACCGAGACCUAUCCGCGAGAAAGUCGAUUGCGAACGGCGACCUUUUCGCAUCACUAUCCGAAAAGAAAAACGGCCCUAAAUCACCGCGCAGCCCUUCGAAAAUGUCGCUCAAAAACUUCAAGCUGAGCUCACCUACGAAGUUCAAAUUUCCCGAUUGGGGAUCGAGGGCGGCCGGCUCGCCUCCGGACACGGCGCCUCCGCCACCUCCCGUUGCGCCUGCGCUCUCAGUGGAAGAGGAGGCGGAAUUGCGAAGACCUUGUUACCGUUUCGAAAAAGUCGAUAAAGUGCCGGAGAACACUCCGUCGGACAGAGUUAUCGAAGUGAUUAACGUUAGUGUGCAUUCGUUGCAAGACGACUAUCAGUUGACUGUGAAGUUUAUAAAGUGCAGUGGUUGGUUGGAUGGGGACACUACGGAGUACACGUUGGGCAAACCUGAGGAGAACAAGUUUAUUAAGGCAGUGCGGCAAGCGACGAGCGACAGCGAGCGGAACGAGGCGAUAGACAGGCUUAUACAGCCGUACUCGGACUCGUUCGCGCUCGUUGAGUACGUCGCCGGCUGUCAGAUGGAGUACAAGAAUGGGCCUGUUGUUGUUGUUGACAAGUACGGCGGGUGGAAGGCGAUGACGUUCUGCGCGCUAUCCGCUGCUGGCGGCGGCGCCGGGCUGGGCGCGGCGGCGGGCGCGGGCGCGGGCGCGUGGAGCGAGGGCGCGGGCGCGGACGUGUACUGCUGGGCGGCGCUGGGCGCGGCGGCGCGCUGCCCGGCGGCGCGGCACCCGCACGCCGCGCACGCGCCGCACGCGCUGCUGUCCGCGUACUGCGCGCUCGCCGCGUACGGGCCGCGCGUGCACGCGCACAGGCACCGAUCGUCGAACACAUCAAGCGAAGAGUCUCGGUAAUUGUGCACGUAAGAUGUAAUACUCAGUGUGUUGUGUUGUAUAUUUGAACCGACGCAUAGUACGUGUGGUAUAACACGGCCGUGUCAAAGAGUAUGUUGCCACGACGAUCCGUGCGGAAAUAAGUAACCACUCAUAUCCAGUAGCAUAAUACAUGUACAUAGGGCAUAUAGGCGUCGAUGGCGGCGGACAAGCGAGCUAUAAAUAUUUGUUACCGUACAGUUGUUUUUUUUGUAAUUUGCGUAAUGUGUUGCCAUAUUAACGUGAUAACGCUUCCUCAACGUAAUAUCGAUAGAUUAGACCCGUAUUUAUUUCGUUUAUAAGUGAUAGUAUCCCGCCGAUGUACUUAUAAUUUCAUAUUAUACAGUAAAUUUCGCCGCCGCUCGUCCGCUGUCACGCUGACCCCGGCCUUACCUCUGCGCAAACAUAGACAAUUUACCAUAAAUCUGUGGAGAUUCCCAUAUUCCACAAUUGACGACGAAAAACAAAGAAUUCAAGGCAUUUAUUAUUUGUAGAUUUGUUUAUCAUAGCUAAACGUAACAGUUGGAUGCUCAAAAUCGUAAUACAAUAAUUUAGUUGAAAAAAAAAAUACAAAAUAAUUUCGGAUUAUAAGGCUUCGUCUCUUAUGAAAUAAGAUGUGGCUGUGUGCGUUUAUAUUAUGACGGUAAUUGACGAUUUUUCUAGCAUUUUUUUCAUCAACACAUAUUCGAUUUUCGUUUUGUCUACUCUAACUUAGCAUUUUAGUCUAGUGUCUAGACGCAGUGCAAUAGUUUUAUUUUACUCGAUAUAAAUAAAGAUGCAUAAAUAUAUUUUUAACAUUCGUAUUUCUGUAGCCAGGUAUAUAAUCGUGUGGACUGUCGACGUAUUUUGUCGAUAUCGGCAACAUUUUUAACGAGACUAUCGAUAUUAUUGUCGAACAUAAUCGAUUUGAAUUAGUCGCUAUAACAUCAUUAGACUUUUGGAUAUUGCUGUUGUCGAUUGUCAUAUCGAUAUUGAUGGCAGCGGUUCUUGUUAGUAGUAUAAAAUAUACAUUCGAUAGUUAUGUAAUAGCCUAUUAUAGGGGGUUCGGCUGAUCACACGACACUCUUGCCUUACAUUUUAUUAACGAUAUAAUAUCGAAACAUUCCUAUCGAAUAGUAUUUGUUACAAUGUAAUAUGUUUUUGUUAUGCCAUGAAUUAGUUAUUGAAAUAUGGACUCUGCGUCAGUAACAAAAACACUAUUUUAUGUCCGAUCAGGAAGUUAUGCCUCGGUCCUUGAUUUGACAAGAUUCAUACCGAAAAACUUAAUUUAAAUGAACUUGCACAAGAAAUAUAUAAUCGACCAUAAGUACAUGGUUAUUGUAAGGGUGUCGUGUGACGUCACGCGUCGACCAACAUUUACAAUUCCUAUUAAAUCAAGCUAACGGUCCAGUAUUUUUAUUGUAAUAAAAAGAUAAUCUAGUAAUAUACGAUAUAUUUGUGAAGACUGCUUUUUAGUGGUUCGUCAAUUAAUGUGAAGGGUUCAGUUGGGGUCCAGUGGUGCAUUUACACAUUUCCCGUGCGGUUGACAAGCAAAAGUGGCACUUAUGUCAUUUAUAACAAAGUGCCACUUAAUAGAUUUUGACAGAUCACAAAGUUGAUAUUUGAUAAUUACUAGUCCACGUUUUGACAUAGAAUAAAAUAGAAAGAUUGUAUCGAAGGCAUUUGUAUAAAAAUAUAUAGUGAUUGUUCAUAUCUUUUGUAUAUAAUAAUUUUAGUGUUCCUAAAUGGUUUAUUUGAUAAUUUAGACUAACUUUUGGAUCUGUCAAAACUAUGCUCAACUGCGCUUAAAAGGUAUACAAUUUUCUACACUUUCUUGGUUUGAAAAUUUAAAAUUUCACCACUGGCAUAAGUAUACGAUGAGGUUGUUGAGAUGUGAAUAUAUCGAUAUAAUAUCGAUACUCAUGAAUGUUAAAUCGAUUUUAUAAAUUACAUUUAGAUAAAUUAUGAUAUGAUUUUCUCUCGUCGCUUAUAUACAUGACAAGUGUAUUAAUGUAUUUUUUCUUUUAUAAAUACUUAAAAAAAUUCAUAUCUCAAUGACGUCAUAAAGUGAAAGAAAGUAGGUUGUUAUUGAUCUUAGAAGGGAUUGGGCGGGUAAUGUUUGUGCGUCGGUCCCCAUGUGUGCCAUUUAAGCUUAGCUAAAUAUAUUGCGUAGAUAGUACCAAUUUUAUCCCUUAUCUAGCUUGUAGAUAGGCUGAUUGAACUUUUUUUGUAAAAAAAAAAUAUUAAUUGAUUGUGAUUUCAUCAUACAUUUAUUUUGUAUUUUUGACAAUAUUUUACGUAUUUAUUUUAUAUUUAUGUAUAGUGUUUCUGUCGAUUAUUUUAUGAAUUUAUCCAGUUGUGUGUAAUGUCUUGGAAUUAAACAUAUUCCAUGUGUUUUAGUCUUAGUAUCAAUACAUAUUGAUUCUCAAAAAAAAUACGUAUUUCAUGCCUUAUAAUUUGCCCUUCUCUCCCAGUCAAAUUCGUUGACUCAAUGUUUGCCCAGUGUGAUUGAAAAAAAAACACACACGACAUGAUUUAUUUGAAAAGUUUAAUCAUGCAGCAUGUUUAUAAAAAACUUUUUUUAUUAGUUUCCACUCUUUCAACCUAAAUUUAUACUAUUUUGAGUAGGUAGUGUUUUUUUAUUAAGGACUAAAAUACCGCGCAAACAUCCCCGCCUGCACACGGUUAACCAAAGAGGCGCGCGUAUGUAUAGGGUUAAUGGACGGGAGGCAAAGUAGCCGUGGUCGGGUGUCGCAUUAUGUAUUAGUGUUACGUACUAGUUUAAGUACAUCGUGUAAUUACUAUACUGUUUGUAUCUUAUCGUUUGUUUUCGCGAUCGAAUUUUGAAUGUUUGAAAAUGGAAUGUUUUUUUGUAAUUUAUUUUUUUUGGUCAUAAGAAGGAGUAUUGUGUCGUAAAUGUGAGAGGAUAAAAACGAAGAAUAAAUGCUGCAUAUUAGUUUUUUCGGGCUUGAUAUUCACAUUCGAUCGUUAAAACAAACAAUCUAAAACUAUACUAUUUCGAUUAGUAAACUAAUAUACAUUCAGCUCAAAUUUAUAUCUUUUUUCGAUAUGUCGACAUUGUGGAUUUUAUACCAUUUAGUUACCUAUUUUCUUUUUUAUUUUGAUAGUUGAGCAGUUUUAAUGCAUAUGUUAAGCUGUUUCUAUUGGUGCUCUUUAGGCCAGGUGUACACGAGCGUUUAAAAUCGGCAAAAUGAUCGCAGUUUAUACGCAUUCAAAUAUUUUACUUUGUAAUCAUAUUCUACAUAGUCACAAAUAAAAACGUCAGCCAAGUGAAAUCUAUUGAUUUUACCGAUUUUGUGCACUUGGCUCUUCAUCCUUGAAAUACAGUAAAUAGGUUGGUUUUAGGUCGCGCGUACUAUACAAGUUUAGUGGCCAUUUUUACCCAGCUCCCCUUAUGUUUACUUUUAACGGUGGUGCAAUGCAACGCCGCAGCAAGCAGUUGUUCCACCGCCUUUACAUGUUUAAGUGGUCACAUUACAUUAAAGGAGCGUGGGCAAAAAUGACCACGUGUUUCUAUCAAGAAAUCUUGGAAUUUUUAAUAGAUUUAAAUCCAAUAUCGACGUAUAUUUCAUAUGUUGUCGAUCGCAACUACGAUUUGGCUGCGAUGCUGGAGGGAGAUAACAAAACAAUUGUAGGAAGGUUCGAUAAUUUCAAAAGUUAAUAAAUAUAUGUUUUUGUAUUUUUUAGUUAAUCGCUGGCCAAAUUUUGUCCGCGAAAAGUAUAUGAGAGGUUUGGUUAAGUCAAAAGUACUGAUCCUAUCAUGAUAGAUCCUAUAACUCAUUCUUAUUAAUAGCAAUUUGAUGUUUAAAAUCUAGUUAGCCUCUCAAUUGCAUCGCAGUCAUAAUCGCCAUAUUAAUUCUAUUAUUUUACGUUCGAAUGUUUAUUAUUCGUUUGCAGCGGCAUUUGUGUUACUUGACGUAUAUUUUAACAAAGCCUUGAUCGAGUAAAAAAUGCUCAAAAAAAGCAAUAUUAAUGUAUUAUCAUUGGGAGUCCAUUACACACCCAAUCUCCCCUUUCUUUUUUUAAGUCGACAAUGUAAGCACGGUUAAUGGUGUUGUGCGUGUCCUUUGACCUUUCAAAACAAUAAUAAUUAUGAAAAAUGCGUGGUAUGAGACGAUAUUAAUAAAUUAAUAUAACUUGCUGACCACCAAUGAAUAUAGUUUGAUUGUCAUAUCCAAUUGGCUUAUUCUAAUUGAUGUAUUCUCUGGAUCAAACCGAGGAUAGGGAUCAGGAUUGCUAUUGAUCUAAACGUUAUUUAAUAUGACAAGUAGCACGAGUGUUCGCGAGUAGACUAAGCCAUGUUUAUUGGAUAAGUAUGCUAGUUAAAACGUAAAUGUUCCAUGUUGUACGCCUGAGACAGUGUUGCUGUAGCGCGUAAGAUGUAAAAAUGUUGCCAGUUUAUAAAAAAAACGUGGAAAUGAUAAAAUUAAUUACUAUCUGAUUGGAAAUGUGAGAUAUUUUCGUCUAAAUGGUGCAUGUUUUUUUUUGACAUAACAGGCGUGGAUUCAGUGGGGGGUCAUGGGAGUCAAUCGCGUUCAACCAAUAUUUUUUUUUGUAAUGCUUUGAUAAAUUGCUGCUCACCGUUUCAUAUUUCCGAUCAGUUUGUAAAGUUAAUUACCGCCUCUUUAACUGUAUUGUGCCAAUUUUUAAUAAUUCAUCCCAUUUGACAUAUUCCAAUUGUUUGUUCGUUAGGUUUUGUCUUGUCCAUAUAAUUGACUGAUGCGUACACACUCCAUUUAUG
Molecule: messenger RNA, 7503 nt
Organism: Manduca sexta (tobacco hornworm)
Lineage: Eukaryota; Metazoa; Arthropoda; Insecta; Lepidoptera; Sphingidae
Biological process (GO): protein dephosphorylation
Molecular function (GO): protein tyrosine phosphatase activity
Source: RefSeq, a predicted model, not a curated record